CCGGACUAAUGGGAGACAAGGUAGGUAGGUCCUGUACCAGACACACCAAAAUGAACGGUACAUAAAGCGUCCUACUGAUGGCAACUAGUCCAGCCUGUCUCCCUCUUCUCUCCCCCAUCCCUUCUACUGUGCCAUUACCAUUAAUCCCCCCAGUCUCCGAUUACCAUGGCAUCCCCACAGAUCCACCACGCCAGCCUCCAAGCCACAUUCAACGGUAUCGAACGAGAAAUCGACGGUGUCCCCGUUCACGAGUUCCGCGGUAUCAAGUAUGCCGACAUCCCCGCGCGGUUCGAGCAAGCGCAGCCGGUGGAGAGCUUCGAUGGCGCUGCCGUUGAUGCUACGCGAUACGGACCGAGAUGUCCGCAGGCCGAUGUCGACGUCCGACAUCUCCUCCGCAUCCCCGAGGAUUUCGUGAUCGAGAAAGAACCCGAGGAUGAGUUUGAAUGCCUGAACUUGAACAUCACCGGGCCCCCUUUGGCUGCGUCUAAGGGACCACUUCCGGUUCUGCUGUGGAUUUAUGGCGGGUCACAGGCUGUGACGUUCUGUUCUGCGGCGUCGAAGAUUUGCGAUCCGAUCCAGAUUGUGGGGGACUCUAUCAAGAGUGAUCAGCCUGUUCUCUUUGUGUCGUGUAACUAUCGGCUCAAUAUUUUCGGGUUCGGCGAUGGGAAGGAGAAGAAUCUCGCGCUCAAAGACCAGAAGUUGGCGAUCGAAUGGGUGCGGAGGAAUAUCGCUGCCUUCGGGGGUGAUCCGGAAAAUAUUACGCUGGCUGGAGAGAGUGCUGGUGCGGUCUAUGUGCACGCCCAUCUGCUCACUGGCACUCCGGUGAAACGAGCGGUCCUCGCCUCAGGCUCCAUCUAUCUCUCCAGUCCUCUGCCUGUGGAGAAAGGCCAGGGGCUGAUUGCGACGCUGCAGGCCAAAGUCAAAGAUGUGGGCCAGCCUUCUCUCCGUCACGCUUCGGUGGCGGCCAUUGUCCAGGCCAUAGAGGAGUGCAAGAUGAACUCUUUCUGGCUCCAAGAAGACGAGAGCUUUGACGGGUGGGAGGCGACGCCUGAGCUGGUGGAGGAAGUCAUGAUUGGAGAUACAGAAUACGAGUCGGUCAUCUGGAGGAACGGCAUGGAGACGCUCGAUGGGUCAACAAUCGCGGCUGCUUUCGAGCAAGAUCCCGCUUGGGGAAAGAAGUUGCGCAAACUCUACCAGGUCGUGGCCGAUCGCCCGACAGCUUGUAAAUUGGGAGCGCUGGAUUUACUCCACGACACUCGUUACUCCCUGCCGGUGGAGGUCGUCUCCGACAAGCUCCAAGCGGCCGGCAAACGGGUCUACAAGUAUGUCAUCGACCAGGUCAACCCUUGGCAGGCGUCUAACCGAGCGCACCAUGCCGUGGACCUUCUGUUCUUAUUUGGGGGCAUUGAUCUCUCGUUCAACCGCGCGGCUGACACCGUUGGUCGAGAGAUGAGGGAGCGGUGGGUACGCUUUGCAAAUGGCAGACAGCCAUGGUCCGAGGCACGACGCUUCGCCUUUGGACCGCUUGGAGAAUGUCAGGAGAUCAAUGAGGCGCAAUUCGCUGCCCGACGACGGGUAAAGCAUUUGCAGGUGUUGCGAGAGGCGGGUAUUGGGGUGUACAUGCCCGUGGUGUUUGGAGUGUCGGCAGGGAAGAUUAGUCUCAUGAAUUGA
Molecule: messenger RNA, 1671 nt
Organism: Aspergillus aculeatinus CBS 121060
Lineage: Eukaryota; Fungi; Ascomycota; Eurotiomycetes; Eurotiales; Aspergillaceae
Product: putative carboxylesterase
Exons: 6
Coding region: 166-1671 (501 amino acids)
Source: RefSeq, a predicted model, not a curated record